Molecule: messenger RNA, 378 nt
Organism: Culicoides brevitarsis
Lineage: Eukaryota; Metazoa; Arthropoda; Insecta; Diptera; Ceratopogonidae
Gene: ghi
Exons: 2
Coding region: 106-369 (87 amino acids)
Source: RefSeq, a predicted model, not a curated record
UUGAAUGUCAACAAAUCAGAAAUUGACUCAUUGAUCGAAGCUCGUUCGCAUUUUUAGCUCAUUUCGUGAACCAGAAGCACUGUCGCAGCCCGAUUUCCCGUGAAAAUGACGCAGAAAAGCCAAAAUAUCUUCGAUAAAUUGCUGGAAUUUAUCAAUUAUUGGUGGUUUCGUUAUUUGAUGGUUACUGAAUUGUACAUCGUCGAGAGAUGGGAACGAGUUGUCAUUCACGUUUUUUUCCUCGUUGUUUUCUUGCUGCAAUGGUAUUUCAAUCAGACAGUGUUGCUGCGAUUCACGGGAGCUUUGGUCAAUUUUGGGACCUUUUUGACGACGGGCGAUAGCGGGGCUUUUGCUUCAAGUGUGACCUCGUAAAAGGAAUUU